Molecule: messenger RNA, 2400 nt
Organism: Sphaerodactylus townsendi
Lineage: Eukaryota; Metazoa; Chordata; Lepidosauria; Squamata; Sphaerodactylidae
Gene: ACTR3B
Product: actin related protein 3B
Exons: 12
Coding region: 110-1366 (418 amino acids)
Cellular component (GO): actin cortical patch
Molecular function (GO): actin filament binding
Source: RefSeq, a predicted model, not a curated record
CCGGCCGGCUACGCAGGGCUACCGGUGCUCCUGGCUGGCGCCGAGGUGAGGGCUUCCCGGGCUCUGCCCGGCGGGCAGCAAGGAGCGUCCCUCUCCCCUCCCUCCGAAGAUGGCGACCCACUUGCUCCCAUGCGUCGUGGACGGAGGCACAGGGUAUACAAAGCUGGGCUAUGCAGGGAAUACAGAACCACAAUUCAUUAUCCCAUCAUGCAUUGCAAUAAGAGAGUUGGCCAGAGUGGGCGAUCAGGCCCAGAGGAGGCUGACGCAGGGAGUGGAUGAUCUGGACUUUUUCAUAGGCGAUGAAGCCAUAGAUAAACCUACCUAUGCUACAAAGUGGCCUAUACGACAUGGCAUUAUAGAAGACUGGGAUCUUAUGGAAAAGUUCAUGGAGCAGGUUAUUUUUAAAUAUCUUCGAGCGGAACCAGAGGAUCACUACUUCUUAAUGACUGAGCCACCCUUGAACACACCUGAAAACAGAGAAUACCUUGCAGAAAUCAUGUUUGAAUCUUUUAAUAUACCAGGACUUUACAUUGCUGUUCAGGCGGUGUUAGCCUUAGCUGCAUCUUGGACUUCGCGGCAGAUUGGAGAACGUACCUUAACAGGGACCGUGAUUGACAGCGGGGAUGGUGUGACUCAUGUAAUUCCAGUGGCAGAAGGCUACGUAAUUGGCAGCUGCAUCAAACAUAUCCCGAUUGCAGGCCGAGAUAUUACCUAUUUCAUUCAGCAGCUUCUAAGGGAGAGGGAGGUGGGAAUCCCACCUGAACAAUCAUUGGAAACUGCUAAGGCCAUAAAGGAGAAGUACUGUUAUAUUUGCCCUGACAUAGUCAAAGAAUUCGCCAAGUAUGAUCUGGAUGCACGGAAGUGGAUCAAGCAAUACACAGGCAUCAAUGCAAUCAACAGAAAUAAAUUUAUUAUCGAUGUUGGCUAUGAAAGGUUCCUUGGUCCAGAAAUCUUCUUUCAUCCGGAGUUUGCCAAUCCAGACUUUAUGGAAUCCAUUUCUGAUAUUGUCGAUGAAGUUAUACAGAACUGUCCAAUUGAUGUUCGACGUCCCUUAUAUAAGAAUGUGGUUCUUUCAGGAGGAUCCACCAUGUUCAGGGAUUUUGGACGCCGGCUGCAGAGAGACUUGAAAAGAGUCGUGGAUGCUCGACUGAAAGUCAGCGAAGAGCUGAGUGGUGGCCGGAUAAAGCCCAAGCCGGUGGAAGUGCAAGUGAUAAGUCACCCCAUGCAGCGCUACGCAGUCUGGUUUGGAGGAUCCAUGCUCGCAUCCACACCAGAGUUUUUCCAAGUAUGUCACACCAAGAAAGAUUAUGAAGAAUAUGGUCCUAGCAUUUGCCGUCAUAACCCUGUCUUUGGAGUUAUGUCCUAGCACCUGUUGCGGGUAGACAUAUCUGCGCUGAAGUCUGUUGUGUCUGACGGAGCUCCUUUGGUUGUGGGAGAAGAGAAGAGCACUUGGUUUGAAAUGCUGAGCUGUGGUGUGUGUGCCCACUUGCUUUGACGGGGAGUGCUUUGGUCUUGUGGAAUGUAUUGGAACCAUGCCUUGCAAUGCAGCGGAUAACCCAGAACCAUUCUGGCCAAAAGCCACCUACGUGCCAACUCUGGGAGCCUCUCCUUUCCUCAAUGGCAGCUUCUAGCCAAUGGACAACCCUUCCAUCUUUGAAGACUGUGGAGUCUUGGGGAGAAAUAGAGGUUGGGAAUACAAGCCGACCCUGAGCUCAUUGUCAUGGUCCUUCUGGAAGUGGAAAGGGACACUUAGAGAUUUGUCUGUACGGGUAUCAACCAUGCAGCCUGUUCAGCAAGAGGGAGGCCCAGGUCUAGUAAACCAUCGCCUUUAGCUUCAUUGAACCUAAUGGUCUUCCUGGAACAUAUUAGAUUGUAAAAUUGCACAGGCCUUAGUUUGUAGAAAAAUGUAACGCUCUAACCAUGCAAUACAAAUGUUAUAUUUCAGAGAAUUUUGUAUUUUAUGAAUAUGAUUGCAGUGGGUUUUUUGGGUUGACUGUGAACAGGGAGUGAUGUUGUCAGAAUUGAUAGCAGGCUGAAACUAAAUCUACUGAAGACAGAGGUCCUGUGGGUGGGGCGGAGCAGGGGUUCCAACUACCAGUUUUGGAUGGUGGGGCUUUAACACCUUCCUCCUCAGCCAAAAGUCUGGGUGUAAUCCUGGAGUCCUUAUCUAUGGAGGCCCAGGUCACACAUACCCAUUGACUUUUUUUCCAUUUCUGCAAUGCUGAGCAGUUGGCCCUCUUAUCUGUCCCACACUGACCUUGCCACUGAUCCGUGUGACAGUCACCUCCAGGCUAGAUUACUGUGGGCGAUUCCGCACAUGAAUAAAAUAGGUUCGACCCAGUUCCCUGAGAAGGGUACUGACCUAGGUCGAAGCCAUUGCUGGUCCCCACUGCAACCAGC